Macrosiphum euphorbiae (potato aphid) is the source of this 336-nucleotide messenger RNA. Lineage: Eukaryota; Metazoa; Arthropoda; Insecta; Hemiptera; Aphididae. The record is from the annotation of a GenBank genome assembly.
AUGUCUUCUGGACUCAGACGAGGUUCACUUGGAUCGCGUGUGCAAUUUCUUUUGAAGUGUCUCGCCGAGUCCUCUCGACGUCCAUUACCGAAAAAGUGUCCAUUUCCCCUGGCCAAAUACCCACACCCCCCGACCAUUAUUAAUGUCAUAAUCUUUUGUCCUCUGAUACCAUUUUCACAUCAUGUUUGGCAUCGGCAGACCACUACGACACUUCCCCAUUGUUUAGAGCUCCACAUCGGGUACUUUUUCCUUUUAACGACCUUCAACGGCACUAAUGGGUCGGGAAAAAAGGCCCACGAGGCUAUAUCCAGUUUCCUGGAUCCAAAAACAUCGUAG